This is a messenger RNA of Notolabrus celidotus (New Zealand spotty), 968 nucleotides long. RefSeq names its product ladderlectin-like. Bases 171 to 728 code for a protein of 185 amino acids. The transcript has 7 exons. Gene Ontology annotation, molecular function: signaling receptor activity. The record is from RefSeq and is a predicted model, not a curated record. Lineage: Eukaryota; Metazoa; Chordata; Actinopteri; Labriformes; Labridae.
UUGAUUGACUAACUGUGAGUCGGGUCCAGCCCUUAUAUGGAGAGUGCUCAGUGUAUAUUAGAGCUGGUCUUUCUGAUGAUUCCACAGCUGAGAGGGAGGAAGAGAGGAAGACACUCAUCCAGCAGGCACUCAUCAUCAUCAUCAUCCUCAUCAUCAUCAUCAACAUCAACAUGUCCAUCAUGAAGUUUCUGGCUGUGUCUCUGCUUGUUUGUGCUCUGAUGGUUCAGAGUGAGGCUGAUCCUCUCCCAGAGCCAGAGGCGGAGCCUGAAGGUGAGAUCGCAUUUGAAGCUCAAGAGGAUGAUCUGGAGCUGAUCAAGAGGACUCUGACUUGCCCCAGUGGUUGGAAUCUCUUGGGUGAGAGCUGUUACUACUACUACAGCACAUACAAGACUUGGGCUCAGGCUGAGAGAAUCUGCCAGGGCUACGGGGGAAACCUCGCCUCUGUGCACAGCAACGCCGAAUAUCACAACCUUCAAUGGCUGGUGGUGACUAUGACUUAUAAACAUGGACCAGCAUGGAUCGGAGGCCAUGAUGCAGAGGAGGAGGGUACUUGGCUGUGGAGCGAUGGCUCGCUUUUCAACUACAGGUACUAUGGAACAAUGGAUAACGCUGGAAGCAAGCAGCACUGCUUGCAGAUGAAUUUUGGAGAAAACAAGUACUGGGAUGACAUCGAGUGUUCCACUCGUCUUCCAAGUAUCUGCAUCACAAAGUCUAUAAAGUCCGCCUGAAGUCCCCGAGGAAAACAGCGACACACCUGUCUCAUGAAUCUUUCUCUAUAUCUACAUCUUCUCUCUCUUUUCUAUCGCUGUAACGCAUCUUAAGGAAUGAAGCGACAAGUGACACAAACAGGAGCUGGAGUGUCUGUGAGGUGAAGUGUUCAGGAAAGAUUGCUUUUAGCUCAACCUUAUUCUGUAAGGUCAACUCUUUCUUCUCUUCUUGUUCAACAAUAAAAACUGCAAGCAUCAAAA